Messenger RNA from Aureobasidium musti, 2868 nucleotides. The record is from the annotation of a GenBank genome assembly. NCBI's taxonomy places the organism in Eukaryota, Fungi, Ascomycota, Dothideomycetes, Dothideales, Saccotheciaceae.
UGGGGCUGGCUCAUGUUUGCUUGGAGCCACUCGCUCGACUCCAUCCUCCAGAAUCGUUUCUCGUACCAGGCAGUCAGUCUCAGAGCAGGUCUUGCGUGUUCUAAUAUCAAGCUUAGCGACCUCUACAACGAGAACGCUGCUCCCAUCUUCGAGAACGAGGCAGUCGAAGCGGCAGAAUACAGUAACUUCUCGAAAUGGAUUCCUAAAUUCAUUCAACCUGAUGGACCUUGUACCUACUGUCGAGAUCGCAAGCUUAACUGCUUCCUCAGUUAUGGCAAGGUCACCUGUACUGCUUGUGUGAGUAGCGUACUUUCGUUUCGCCCAAGCAUUUCGCUCAUGACUUUGUGUAAANNGGAUACUCUUUUCAGACCGUGCAGCUUCGUCAAGCCUCAUAGCCACAAUGCAUAUGAGCCACCCGAGGGAGAGUCGUCGAUGGGUCUCAUCGAUACCUUACAUCCUAUUGGAGAGGAUUGUCCUCAAGAACAGGGGAAGUUGACUGGUGUUCGAUCACUCAAAUCCAUGCCGGACAAGAAGUCCAACAGCCGCUUCUCGAAAGCUGCCGUGAAAGUUCUAAGAAACUGGUUGGAUGAACAUCAAGCCAAUCCAUACCCUACUGAAGAUGAGAAAGAGCAGUUAGGUCGCACGACUGGCCUUCGACUUGCUCAAAUCAACACCUGGCUUGCCAACGCUCGACGCAGGGGCAAAGUCGGUGUCAAGAACAGGGCCACCUUGGAUGGCCUAUCACACUCAACCACUACUUCACUACCGCCUACAGCUGCCAUUGGUAUACCUGGUUCUACAGAGAUCGAGAUUAACAAGUGGUCAGACAUGAACCCCCUUGAGCGAUGGAAGCACUCGCCUCCUCAGAACGAACCUGCUCCUUUCAACGCUAUCGCCGACGCUUUGGACAGAAGAGAUCUACCCGACUAUGCGGAGGAGUCAAGCUCCNNCCCUUCAUCCUUGGGCUGGCGGGGUCUUGGAUCAAGUCGCGAUGACUCGAGAUCCUCAAACCGUAGAGCAGCUUCUGUUACAUCCUUGGAGAGGUCUACGUCCAAUUCUGCUGCAUCAUCGGCAUGGUCGAGCUCGCUCGCAUCUUUUGGCUCGUACAGCUCUUUUGGGAGCAGUCUCAACGGCAGAAAAGAACGUAGACGCCGCCGAAAGAUGCCUGGACCUGCCCUCAAGAAACCAUCAAACGACAAGAACGUCAAGAAAGACAGAAUCUACCAGUGUACAUUCUGUACAGAUACCUUCAUCACCAAGUACGAUUGGCAAAGGCACGAGAAGACAUUGCAUCUAUCUUUGGAGAAAUGGAUAUGCUGCCCAUUGGGUCCUGAGACACUAGAUCCCGUCACAGGCAAAACUAUCUGUGCAUAUUGUGGUGUGCCUGAGCCAACACAAGAUCACAUAGAAUCACACAACCACCGACAAUGUCUGGACAAGGGAUUUGAAGGGCGAACAUUCUAUCGUAAGGAUCACUUACGACAGCAUCUUCGACUUGUACACGAAAUGAAGUUACUGCUGCACAUGGAAGACUGGAAGACAAGUCUGUCAAAGGUCAAUAGCAGAUGUGGCUUCUGCAGUCAGCGAUUCAGUGUGUGGUCAGAGCGCAAUGAUCACCUAGCUGCACACUUCAAAGACGGAGCCAAGAUGAGCGAUUGGAAGGGCUGUCGAGGCUUGGAUCCAGGUAUAGCUGCUCUUGUCAGCAGUGCCAUGCCGCCCUACCUUAUCGGCAUCGAAACGAACUCGGUCAAUCCAUUCACUGCGACACAACCGAUGAAAUGUAUGACGGUCCAGGCACACCUCGACGGCGGAGGCGCGCCAACCACAUGCUGGGAGAUACUGACUGUACGGCUUGGGAAAUUCGCGAAAGAGCAGACAGAUAAAGGCGUCGUCCUGACCGAUGAGAUGCUGCAGACACAGGCGAGACGCAUCCUUUACGAUUCUGAUGAUGCUUGGGACAAUACUGCGGCUGACAACCCCGAAUGGCUGGACCUUUUCAAACGAGCUCAUGCGCUUGACUACAUCCCAACCGAAGUAUCGGGCAUAGGCAAGAACAUUCCUGAGGACCUCGAGAUCUAUACAGAUCUUGGUAUGAGGAUUCCAUUCAGCGUACAAGUGGCCCGUGGUAUGUCGAUCGACUACCCACCAGACAAUCUACCGAGAACAGAAGAUUUUGACCAUCUUCAAGUAACACAAGAACAAACAGCGGCCAAUGAAAGAUUCGCUGCACAAAAUGUUCACGGUGCAGCUACUUCAAGCAGGUCAUCCCUGUCGCAGCCAUCACCACAAUAUGGAUCCAACUUCGCUACGCCAGCGACCUACCAAAGCUAUGGCUCGACACCGCUGCAAUUAGACACUCCUCAAGACAUGGGCACAAACAACUGUUUUGAUGCAGAUAUUGAUGCCAUGUUGGCAGAAGCAGGCUACCCGUCAGCCCCACAAGCUAGUGCAGGCGACCUCGCUCGGCAGCAAAAUGCAAUGGUCGCUCGUGAGCACGGACUAGAUUCUUCUCUUACACCAGAAAAGGCCCAAGAGCAAUUGGCUGAGCUGAACGCCGCCAUGGCUGUGCUCACCGAACAGGCCGUCUUGUGCGACGCACCGUUCUCUGAGCAGUCAUCAAGCACUAUGGACUACACGAACUUGAGCAUGGAAGCCGAGCUUUCGGACUUCAUCAGGUCAACAACCACAUCGACCAAUGACAAUAUGUUUGCAACUACAUGGGACAGUAAAGAUCAGUUUGGAGUUCAAAAUGCUUUUACCACUGCGGGAGAUGAGGGUGGGAUGAUGGCAACGGAUAUGACGAUGCAAGAUUUGGACAUGAGUGAUAUACAAUUCGGCGAUAUGGACUUUGGAUUGGGCUUCCAGUGA